AAUACUGUCCAGCUCUGGCCCAGAUCCCCAGGAGCUGCAACAGAAUGACAAGGCGACAAUUCUUUGGUCGGCAGCUCACAUACACAUCGCUCAUACGCAGUGGAUGCCAGCACGAACUUCCGGUUAUAAAUUGUACUAUGUCACACGCAUGACGUCAAAUCGAAAUGCCUUGUAAUGCGAACAAGUUAAUGCGGCACAUGGCAAAUUAUGUUUCGACAUCAACGGGAAUCGAGAACUGAAGAGGAGAACUGAUAAUGGAGAAUGGAGAACUGGGAACCGAGCAGCGGGCUAGGACACAGGCUCCCAAAUUGUUACCCUUUCUGGGUACCCUCAUCCUGUACUUCUCGCUGGUGCGCCGGGAUCCCCAGGGUGAGCUAUGGACCACUGUGCUGAAGUGUCUGCCCAUCGUGGCCCUGAUGUUCUAUGUGGUGGCCAAGGGCUUUUCCCUCAAGAAGGAAUACCGCCGAUCCCUUUGGAUUCUGCUGGGCCUGAUCUUCUCCUGCGGCGGUGAUGCUUUGCUCAAUGUGAAUCUGUUUCCCUUUGGCAUGAUAUCCUUUGGGGUGGCACACGUCUUCUAUGUCAGCGCCUUCGGCUGGAAGCCCGUCAAGUGGCUCAUCGGAUGUGGACUCUAUGUGGUCGUUUCACUUUUUGUGUACUUUGUGCAUCAAAAACUGGACGAAAUACUUAUUGUUGGAGUGCCCAUCUACUGUUUCCUAAUCACCACAAUGCUGUGGCGAUCCCUAGCUCGCGCCGUGGACGCCAGAAGCUUCCUUACCGUGUUCUGUGCAAUCGGUGCCACUUUGUUUGUGAUCUCUGACGCCCUAAUCGCGGUCACCAUGUUCAUGGGCGUGCCCCUGCCCGGUGCCCGGCUCCAGAUAAUGAUUACCUACUAUGCCGCCCAGUUUGCCAUAGCGCUGAGCACGGCGGACGAUGGUCCUGCGGCACCGGAUCAGCGUUCCUUUCGCAAGAAAACCAAGUGAAGGAAGCUGCAGCAGCACCAGGAGCAGUGGCCAAUGCUCAAGUGGGGAAAUCCCAUGAAAAGAAAUCAAAAAGGAAAAACAUGAACCACCAAAUUGAGUACUUCCAUAACGACGCACAGAUGCCAUUUAACUGCGUCUGUGUUCCCCAUCCCAGUAGCUUAGUGUAAACCAAUUAUUUGUUCUAUUUGUUUCUGUUUUUAUUUUCGGGGAUAUGCAAAUUGAUCCUCAUAAUUUAGUAUAUGUUUUUGUUGGACUUGAACUAUUAAAUAUAUAUUAAUGUUAUUGAAGAA
Messenger RNA from Drosophila serrata, 1270 nucleotides. RefSeq names its product lysoplasmalogenase TMEM86A. NCBI's taxonomy places the organism in Eukaryota, Metazoa, Arthropoda, Insecta, Diptera, Drosophilidae. Gene Ontology annotation, cellular component: membrane. Gene Ontology annotation, molecular function: hydrolase activity. The record is from RefSeq and is a predicted model, not a curated record.